Pocillopora verrucosa is the source of this 1609-nucleotide messenger RNA. RefSeq lists its product as uncharacterized. Gene Ontology annotation, cellular component: trans-Golgi network; Golgi cisterna. Gene Ontology annotation, molecular function: GTPase activity; GTP binding. The record is from RefSeq and is a predicted model, not a curated record. Lineage: Eukaryota; Metazoa; Cnidaria; Anthozoa; Scleractinia; Pocilloporidae. Gene Ontology annotation, biological process: vesicle-mediated transport.
UAAACUGUCAUGGCGGCAUUGUCUGCAGAUAGAGGUCCGCUCUUUAAAGUAAUCUUGUUGGGCGAAGCUGGGGUAGGAAAAACAGCGAUUUUUCACCGUUCCAAGGAUAAUAUAUUUGACGAGCGAAGGAAAACCACAGUGGGGAUCGACAGUUUUUCUCUCUACGUGAAGGUUGGCGAUCAACAAGUUACGCUUGGUGUCUGGGACACGGCUGGAGUGGAAAGAUUUCGGACGAUAACCAAUAACUAUUACCGUGGGUCUCAUGCAGCAAUUUUUGUGUACAGUGUGGACGAACCUUCAUCAUUACACUAUUUAGGCCACUGGAUACGGGAUCUGGAAGAAUAUUCUCCCAAUGCUAUAAAGAUACUUGUUGGCAAUAAAAAAGACCUUAACAGUCAGAUAUCUAAUGAAACAAUUGAGAUGUUUAACAAUGCAAAUGAUUGCAAACUUAACAUGCUCAUGUCAGCAAAGACAGGGGAAGGUAUUCAAGAUGCUUUUAAUGCCAUUGCUAAGCUGUUAGUACAAAAAGGAAUUGACAAAGACUCAUCAAACAAAGGUUUGGAGUUAGAGGCCCCUCAACCCAUGGUACGGCAGUGGAAAAAUGGUUGCUGUUCAUGAUAUUAGAGUCCUAGGCCUCGUCCACAUGUAUCAGUUUUCAUUUGAAAACACAGCUUUUUCUUUACGAAUAUGGCUUUUAUCCACAUGUAUUUGAUGAAAAUGGAACUUUUGAAAAGUGCUUUCCAGAGUGGAACUUUUUGAAAAUGCUGCUUAAUUGCUUGUAUGUGUGGAAGGAAGAAAAUGGAACUUUUCAAAAAUGCUGACAUCACACUAUCAGUUUCAAUACACUCUGCACAAUAUUAUAAACUUAUUCAAGAUGGACGACAGGUGUUUCACUCUCUUGUCUCAUUACUUGGGCUUAUUUCUCACCAAAUUGCCUGUCUUCAAGCAAAGUUAUCUGAGAUGGCACCAAUUUUUUAUUUCACAGGCUCAUAAUAGCAAAUUAUUAUGCCUGAGGGUUAUCAUUUAAAAGGUAUUAUUUUCAAGUUGGUUCAUCUUAUACAUGUGUAUGAUGCCAUGUGUGGGCACAAAUUGUUUUGAAAAUGAGAAAAACGUUGCAUUUCAAACAAUUACAGAUUAGUGUGGAUGGGGUUCUCCUAAUUAGAGACUAAUUAACUUUUUCUUACCUUUAACAAGAAGGUGCAUUACAAUGCAUGAAGCAUUCUCUGCAGUUGACAAAUUUUCUUCAACUGUAAGGAAACCAUAGAGUAUUUCUAUAUAGUAUAAAAUAGUAAAGAAUAGAAUGGAUAUAAGCCAAAAGGAGCACAGAUGAUUAAGGAUCCCUUAACAUUGCAAAGUUUAUUCUGAAACUAUAAACAUGUAAAAUAUUCAACUUAGAGAUGAGUUUUCUGAAGAGACUUUUGUCUCAACUUUUUCAUAAAUUGGUUUGUAACAGCCAUGACCAGCCUACUAGCCUUAUGCAAACCUACUUUUGAAAUUUGUGUUAGAUUUAAAGCACACUCUUCCUGGUUUAGACAGUGUGCAUACAAGUCAGAGAAAUAACAGUAAAAGUUUGUCAGCAAGUUCUGUUCAGCACCAAUGUUUUUUUUUU